Phymastichus coffea is the source of this 1542-nucleotide messenger RNA. It is a transcript of the gene Rrp45, whose product is annotated as exosome complex component RRP45. The record is from RefSeq and is a predicted model, not a curated record. The transcript is spliced from 9 exons. Bases 222 to 1463 code for a protein of 413 amino acids. Gene Ontology annotation, cellular component: cytoplasmic exosome (RNase complex); nuclear exosome (RNase complex). Gene Ontology annotation, biological process: U4 snRNA 3'-end processing; U5 snRNA 3'-end processing; exonucleolytic trimming to generate mature 3'-end of 5.8S rRNA from tricistronic rRNA transcript (SSU-rRNA, 5.8S rRNA, LSU-rRNA). NCBI's taxonomy places the organism in Eukaryota, Metazoa, Arthropoda, Insecta, Hymenoptera, Eulophidae.
CAAACUGUUGUACAAUAAAGAUUUAGCGACUGUAUCUGUGCAAAAAAAUCAACAAAUUUUGAAAACAUUCAUUUGUCGAAAUAGAAAGAUGGCGUUACUGAGCAGUGACUUCCCAAAAACUGACGUCAUAUCCUAUGCACGUUUGUUGAUAUUAACCUGAGUUAUGAAAUACUAACGUGGAAUCUGAAAAAAAUAAUUAAGUAAAAUUAGAAGAAAACAAAAUGAAAGAGACUUACGUGUCAAUUUGUGAAAAGACUUUUGUUAACGCAGCAAUUGCAUCUGAUACGCGAUUAGAUGGAAGAACUUUGCUAGAACCAAGACAGUUAAAAAUCAAUUUUGGUACCAAUUGGGGAUGUUGUAUGGUUUCUUUGGGUCUCACGAAAGUUGCUGCUCAAGUAUCAUGUGAUAUACAACCACCAAAAAGUGCCAGACCUAAUGAGGGUAUGUUACAUGUUAAUGUUGAGUUGAAUCCACUGGCAGCAUCACAUUUUGAAGGUGGCAGAGGAUCUGAAGCAACAGCUGUAAUCAAUAGACAACUGGAAAAGUGUUUGAAAGACUCUAGAUGUAUUGAUUUAGAAUCUUUAUGUAUUGUUGCUGAUAAAAAGGUUUGGAACAUUAGGGUAGAUAUAAAUAUUAUAAAUCAUGAUGGAAAUUUGAUUGAUUGUGCAUCUAUAGCAGCUCUUGCUGCUCUAAUGCAUUUUCAUAGACCAGAUGUCACAUCAACUGGAGAAGAAGUUAUUGUGCAUUCAUUUACUGAAAAAGAUCCUCUUCCUCUAACGCUAUAUCACCAUCCAGUCUGCAUAUCAUUUAUCACAUUUCAAAAUGGUAAGACAGUAGUUGACCCUUCAUAUCUAGAAGAAAGAGUUGGCUCUGCCAUCUUGAGCUUGUGUGUAAAUUCCUACAGAGAAGUUUGCAGUUUGUUCUUUGACUACAUUGAAUAUACCUCUCUAGUUGCUGAUGUUGUUCCAUCAGUUUCAAAUUUUGCUGCAAAUUAUGCUUAUGAACUGAUCAAGGAAAUUAAGGCAAUAGUGAAAGAAGAUAUUGAAGCCAAAUAUAAAAAGGAAGUUCCACAGCUAAAUACCUUUGCCCAUUGUAUUGCUACAGAUAAAAUUACAGCAAUGAUCUCAGAACGAAUAAAUAUUAGACUGACUACAUGGCGUGGUUGCAAUGAAAUAGAAGAUGAUGUGGCUAUGGAUGAUGAUAAUCAGGAAAGUGAAGUUAUUAAUACAGGAGAAGGAGCUGCUGAUUUGAUAACAAAAAGUAAUCAAGUUGGAGAAGGUGGCCGAAAUACGUGGAAUUCCUCGGACUCUUCGGACAAUGACUUUGAGCAUCACAAUGAUAACAAUGAUGAUGUAGAAUUUAUUGCAGAGACAUCAUCGAAAAAAGUUCUUGAUGAUAUUGCUCUCAGUGGAGACAGUGAAGAAGAGACUACACAAGUUUUGUCUAAACAAGACUUAUUAUGAGUCAUUCUGCUACCAAUAAAUGUAAAUAACUGUACAUACAAUUGCAUAUGUCCAUUAAAAUCAACAUUUUUUUAGCCAA